AUGGUGCAUCCUCACCAAGUGUACCAGGGCGUUACACCACACAUGGUGAAUCCGUAUGGCUACAACGCCGGUCUCCCACCUUUGGUGCCCACCAUGGUUCCACAAAGUUACGGCAAGCCUGCUGGAGGUGCGUACCAGCAAAUGCCUCCACAAGGCAGCCAGGGAUCGAGCCAGGAGCUCGACCAGAACAAUGCAUUGGUGAACAAGCGGCGAAUCAUCAAGAGAAGAACGAGGACAGGCUGCCUCACAUGUCGCCGGAGACGCAUCAAGUGUGACGAGCGGAAACCACACUGCUACAAUUGCGAGAGAUCCAAGAAGCUUUGUCUUGGCUACGAGAUUGUGCCCGUGCCCACACACAAGGACCCAGAGUACCUUCGCAAAAAGGCGGAGCGGGCAGCGGUCCAGGAGCGGCCCACGCUUCGUGAGCUGGCGGCGGUUUACAAUUCCCAAUGA
This is a messenger RNA of Candidozyma auris, 453 nucleotides long. Its product is annotated as Zn(II)2Cys6 transcription factor domain-containing protein. Gene Ontology annotation, molecular function: DNA-binding transcription factor activity, RNA polymerase II-specific; zinc ion binding. Gene Ontology annotation, biological process: regulation of DNA-templated transcription. Bases 1 to 453 code for a protein of 150 amino acids. The transcript has a single exon. The record is from RefSeq and is a predicted model, not a curated record. NCBI's taxonomy places the organism in Eukaryota, Fungi, Ascomycota, Pichiomycetes, Serinales, Metschnikowiaceae.